CGCGCUUUCGAUCUGCUCCGUUUUUCUUCUUCAAUUGCAGAGCAAACCGAAACCAACCCACGUCCCGCUCCGCCAUCCGCCGAUCUCCGUGACCCGAUCACAGGAACCCCAAUUCCCCAUGGCCGGCUACCCCCCACCCCCCGGCUCCGGCUACCCCUACGGCGCCCCACCCACCGAUCCAUACGGCCAGAAACCACCAAAGGAAGGCAAGAACUCCGGCUCCGACCCCUACCACGGCGCCCCGCCUCCGCAGCAGCCUUACGGCGGCGCCGGCGGCUACGGUGCCCCAGCGCCCUACGGCCAGAAGCCCCCCAAGGAGGGAAAGAUCUCCGCUUCCGACCCCUACCACGGCGCGCCGCCCCAGCAGCAGCAGCCCUACGGCGGCUACGGAGCCCCAGAACCGUACGGCCAGAAGCCUCCCAAGGAAGGCAAGACCUCCUCCGGCUCCGACCCCUACCACGGCUCCUCGCCCCCUUACGGCGGCGGCUACGGAGCCCCCGCGCCGCCCUACGGCCAGAAGCCCCCCAAGGAAGGCAAGGCCUCCUCCGGCUCCGACCCCUACCACGGCGGCCCGCCCCCGCAGCAGCCCUACGGCGGGGCCGGCGGUGCGUACGGAGCCCCGCCCGCCGGGCAGCAGCCCUACGGCGCCCCUCCGCCCUCGUCGUACGGCGGCGGGUACGGGAGCCCGUUCGCGGCGCUCGUGCCGUCCGCGUUCCCGCCCGGGACCGAUCCCAACAUCGUCGCGUGCUUCCAGGCGGCGGACCGCGACGGCAGCGGCAUGAUCGACGACAAGGAGCUGCAGUCCGCGCUCUCCGGCUACAGCGGAUUCAGCCUCCGCACCGUCCACCUACUCAUGUACCUCUUCACCAACACUAACGUCCGCAAGAUCGGGCCCAAGGAGUUCACUUCUGUGUUUUACAGUCUUCAGAACUGGAGGGGUAUAUUUGACAGGUUUGAUCGUGACCGAAGUGGAAAAAUUGAUGCACCAGAGCUGCGUGAUGCUCUUCUCGAUCUGGGAUAUUCAGUUUCCCCAACUGUGCUAGAUUUGCUUGUAUCUAAAUUUGACAAGACUGGGGGCAAGAACAAAGCUGUCGAAUAUGACAACUUCAUUGAAUGCUGUCUCACAGUGAAGGGUCUGACCGAGAAAUUCAAGGAGAAGGACAUGGCGUACUCUGGGUCUGCAACUUUCGGUUACGAGGCUUUCAUGCUCACCGUGCUCCCUUUCCUCAUCGCAUGAUUCAACCGUGGUGCUUCAGGGCUGAGCAGCUUAAUAACGCCGGCGAGUUAUUGUGUCAAAAUGGUUAUACCUGUUUGCUAUAGCUGUUGUUGCAACUACUGGUAGCUGUGUGGCUGUAAUUCAGGCGAGUCGAAAGUAAUGGAUGUUUAGUGCUUAAUUUUCUGUGCAACACGUUUUUUUUCCCUCCGAGAAUCAAUACAGAAAGCUAACCGUGCAGUUUAUAUAUGGAUUCUGGAGAUGAUGUUCA
Molecule: messenger RNA, 1484 nt
Organism: Lolium rigidum
Lineage: Eukaryota; Viridiplantae; Streptophyta; Magnoliopsida; Poales; Poaceae
Product: calcium-binding protein CBP-like
Exons: 5
Coding region: 119-1237 (372 amino acids)
Molecular function (GO): calcium ion binding
Source: RefSeq, a predicted model, not a curated record